AGUGGCUUGCUCCCACGGACGCACAGAGGCUCCUCACAGCAGCAUCACUACAGCAGCACGGGGUCCAACUCACAGGUGUUUUUCUCCGCUGCUGUUUGACAAAUCUGGCACCAGAACUAGGCUUCUAGGUUUUUUUUUCUGAAAUUAAAAGCACCGGGUCGAUCACCGGGAGAGGAAUUCAACAAACACACCCGAGGGAUUAACGGGAUUUGUACUUGGAGGAUGUGUGGUAUGGACGUGGACCUGGACGAUGGAGGUUCAGGAGAGGAGGAGAAAGAGGAGGAGUUCUGGAUCGGGGAGGGAGUGAAGAUGCUGCCCCCUCCCGUGGCCCACAGCGGGGGCAGCGCGUGGGGAAGCCGCAGGGGCAGGUGCGGCUGCGUGGCCUGCGGGGCAGGUCUCAUCCUCUGGAACCUGUGCGUCGUCUUGACCAGCACUCUGCUCCUGGCUGUGGUCUUCUCUGUGGUGCUGCUGCCUGCAGUGCUGCUGCUGUACAUCGGUUUCCUCUGCCACUCCAGGGUCCUUGACUCCCCCUCGGCCAUCUGCCGUUACCUUGACGACAACAGCUGCUCCGCCCUCAUCAUCCUGGGCUUUGUGAUGAUGUCACCGCUGGUGGUUGUGGCAGCCGCCGUCUUUUGCGGGCUGCUCCGAAGGUUUCGACUCCUGCUUCUCAUUCAGCCAAUCUCACGUGCUUGGUACCGAGGGCGACUGCUGGACUGGGCGGGCAGCAUCCACGCCUGGGUCUGAUCGAGACGAAACCAGAAGGGGGAUCAGAAAGUUGGAUUAGUGUAAAAUAACCAGAGAGAUACAAGGGGUAGACAAAAUAACAGAAACACCUCGCAGUGUAAUCAAUACAAUAGUGCAACAAUAAAUCCUACCUUUGUUAUGAUGCUCAGUUUUGUCGAAAUUGUGUUAGAGAAAUGCUGACUCAACAAGAUCUAGUCUGACGUGGGGAAUAUGCUAAUUCACUGUCUAGAUGAGAAGAUCGAUACCACGGUCAUGCCUGUUUGGUAAAAAUUAUGCUACAACCAGCAGCCAGUUAGCUUAGCUUAGCACAAAGACUGGAAGCAGAGGAAACAGCUGUCCAAUCUAGGGCUUACUAAUUAACACAUUAUAUCUCGUGUCUCAUGAAUGUACUAUGGGAACAACAAACAUGGCUUAAAUACAGCUGCCUUCUGGGGUUUGAUGGUCCAUUGGACAUGGGAAGUAGGAAUUUUCCGAGUUCCAAGUCGGAAAUUUCAACAACAACACCUCUUAAGUAAUUUCAGACUCGGAAAUUUCGAGAGAACCCACAGACGUAUAUUACUGGACAAAGCCACUCUGCGGAUUUGAAUGGAAAGCAGUGAAGCCAGUUUUGGCCCUAUGAGAUAUUACUACAGGGCUACUUCCUGUUGGCACCAGCCUCUACUGCGCAUUAUUGCGCAGCAUAAGCAUGGUUUAAUGACAUAGAGUAACAGCAGAAACAAUUCUGGUAGCUGCAUUGCUGCACCAACUAAAGUCUUCACGCUCAGUGUGUUUGUCUGACUCUGAUCGUCACUGUUUAAUCCGCCCACCUACAGGACUCACCUGCCUAACUCCAACGUAGUGUCACUGAUGGCCGAAUAGUUUUUUUAAGACUUGCAGAAAGCUUGUAAUCUAACCAAUACGGUUACAUCUCUCAUUUUGACGGCGUGUCGCAGGGUAAGUGGGCUUACAUGGAACCCAUCCUUGAAGGCUAUGGUCGGCUUCACUGUUCGAUUUCUGGCUUACCCUCUUUGGAGAACCUUAUCAGCUAUAGUAAUAUACUGUUUAUCACACCUCUGUCUGAAGUCUGGAGUUAGAGCGGGUUGCCCACAAGAUCACUGGUUCAAUCACCGGGUUCUCCAGGCUCCAUGUCAAAGUUUCCUUGGGCAAGACACUGAACCAUCGCUGUUCCAUCAGUGUAUGAAUGUGUAUGAAUGGGUGAAUGUGAUGUAGUGUAACAGCGCUUUGAGUGGUCAGAAGACUAGAAAGACGCUAUACAAAUACAGAGCAUUUACAUUCCCAGCUCCAGCAUCCGACUUCCGAGGGAAAUGGAACACACCAAAAGCUUUUUGCCACAGGAGAUUUACCGGGUCUGGCCACUGGGACAAAUUGGUGGCAAGGCUGAGUGCCAGCUCUCUUUAUUCAUCCAUGGUUUUGUGUCAUGGUUGUUAGUGCCAACUAUCUCUUGGUUAGGCAGAGUAACCUACUUGAGUCUCUGCUGGUUGCCUGGCCACCUCGUCGAAAUUGUUGUAGCACUUAACCCUACUGUAAAACCGCAAUGUUUUGACUUUGUACGGGUUAAACAAAGGAGACAAAACUUGUUCAUUUGUGAGCUUCAGAAGUGCUGGUAGAUGGAUUUUGUUACUUUUGGACAGAGCCAGGCUAGCUGUUACCCCCUGUUUCCAGUCUUUAUGCUAAGGUAAGCUAAUCACUUCCUGUGACUCUACUCAAUGGACAGAUAUAAGAGCUGUGUGCAAAUAAGUGAAAGAAAAGCAAAUAAGUGUAUUUUCUAAAAUAUCUAACCAUUCCUUCAUUGGCAAGUUGUGUAGUGUUGUUGUACCGGGUUGCGUACUGAAAAGUAUCUUGAUUAUUUUGUCUACCCCCUCACUAUAGGUCAUUUUGUUGAGAACAAUACAAUAAGAUUGUGCUUAAGUUCAUUGUAGCAAUUUCCAUCUCAGUGUUAUUUGUCUUUAUUUUAGAAACUGAAGAAUUUUCAGUGAUUUGUGGAGUGACGUUUUUGUGCACUUUAACCUUGCAUACAAAGAUCCCAAAACAUAUUGUGCACCCAUUUGAUCAACAGGAACAAAAUGCAUGUUGGGAGAGGCCAAAAAUGCUAUUCAAGUCCUUUUUUUGUCAAAUGAAGGAUAAAUGUGGGAUUUUCAAUCAAUAUUGUAAUAUCACGAUGACUUUAAGGCAGGCAAGCCUCAAAGGAAGUUAAAUUUUUUGGAUAGUUUGAAGAGAGUAACAUGUCAUGGUAGCAUAUUAUAGUAAUAUUCAAUUCGAUUUUGUGUAUAAAACUAAUAUUUUUUUGAUUUUGUAUUGCUUGUUUGCUAACUAUGUUGCUCUGAAAUAUAUUGUUGUAAAGUUAUUUGUGGUUGCACAUUAAAAGUCUAGCAAAAAGUCAAAACACAAUUACAAACUUUAGAUUUGUUGAUCUGUUUUGAGUUAAUCAUGGUCCAUGUGUGUUGGACUCAAUUCCCUCGGGAACUGAAAAACAGGGUUUAUAAUGUAAAAUGUAUGGUAAAACGCAGCACACAAGGACUAUUGUCUGUGAGGUGAAUUAAAUGGACAAUGAUGAAGUUUAUCUGAUGUAGCUUCAUUACUAGUCAUGUCUUAUGGGAGGGCAGGAGUAAUGUGAAACAUAUUUCAUCUAAAUGGAUCUUUUAGAUCACAUCGCACAAUAAAAAAAACACACCCUUCCUUAUAAAAACACCACAAGCUGACAGUACGACAAAGCAAUGAUUGUUUGGUGGAGCCAGGUGUUAAAGUUGGAUUCGAAUCAUCAGACCAGGAGCUCAUCCUGCUGCCUCUUUGCUUUCUGGUCAUUUAAAUUCAUCAGUGACACACACAGCGCACAUCCUUUUUAUCUGUGUGUCUCCGCUCCGUAAUUAAGAGUUCAGAUUUGAGUUGCCUUUCUCAGAAGAAAGCCUUGAAUCAUAUUUUAUGGGGAGUAGUUAUUACUUGUCCUGUGCCAUUUUUAUCAUACUGAAAUAUAUUUGUUUUCUACUUAAACAUAUUUAUUUGUGUGUUUUGUCUGUGUCUGUUUACGUCAGUCCUGUUACUAACACUCCAUUGUUUGUAUGCUGUUUGAUUACAACAACAAAGCCCUUUGAGUUCCAGUAUUUUAGAGAAAUGUAAAGGAAAAGGGUGAGAUGUAUUUGUUUUUAUUUAUGCUGUAUUGUGAUCACACUUGGCUAAUCGGGGGUUUAUAUUUUGUUCAGCUUUUUGUUUCUGUGUUAUCAACAAAACCGCAACAGGUUGUCCCGUUCAGACCUCCAUUCAAUAAAAAGAGGGCUCCCCCCCC
This is a messenger RNA of Micropterus salmoides (largemouth bass), 4024 nucleotides long. It is a transcript of the gene tmem88bl, whose product is annotated as transmembrane protein 88. The coding region runs from base 223 to 744 and encodes 173 amino acids. The transcript is spliced from 3 exons. Lineage: Eukaryota; Metazoa; Chordata; Actinopteri; Centrarchiformes; Centrarchidae. Gene Ontology annotation, cellular component: plasma membrane. The record is from RefSeq and is a predicted model, not a curated record. Gene Ontology annotation, molecular function: PDZ domain binding.